Messenger RNA from Aspergillus versicolor CBS 583.65, 357 nucleotides. RefSeq lists its product as uncharacterized. The transcript has 3 exons. Bases 1 to 357 code for a protein of 118 amino acids. Lineage: Eukaryota; Fungi; Ascomycota; Eurotiomycetes; Eurotiales; Aspergillaceae. The record is from RefSeq and is a predicted model, not a curated record.
AUGCCAUUCCAAGUCAAGGACAAGACCGAGCGCUUCAAGCUCCCUGCACUCUCAGGGGUCCCGAAUGUGUUCUUCAAUGACCUGCUCGGGACUGAAAGGACGGAUGUCGCUGAUCCCAUCGUCGGCGCCUGGUUCCGCAUGGAGAAGGGGCCAGAGGCGACGCCGCCAACAUACAAGUAUGAUGAGUUUGGCGUUGUCAUUGAAGGGGAAUUCAACUUCCGCGACGAGACAGGCAAAUCCACCACGGUGAAGGCGGGAGAUGUGUUUUUUUUCACCAGGGGAAGCACAAUUACCUUUUCUUCCGACAGCUAUGGGCUUGCAGUGAAGUGUCGGACGGAGCGAUUUGCGAAGCUGUAG